AGAGCUUGCGCUGACGCGAGGCCUGGACUGUGUGGAACCGGAUGAAGAGCAAUGAACUCUCUAGAACAAGCGGAAGAUUUGAAGGCUUUCGAAAGGAGACUAACGGAGUAUGUAUCCUGUCUGCAGCCAGCUACAGGCCGGUGGCGAAUGAUUUUAAUCGUGGUGUCAGUUUGCACAGCAACCGGAGCUUGGAACUGGUUAAUAGACCCAGACACCCAAAAGGUGUCCUUCUUUUCAUCUUUAUGGAAUCAUCCGUUUUUCACCAUCAGCUGCAUCACUCUCAUCGGCUUGUUCUUUGCCGGAAUACACAAACGUGUCGUCGCACCAUCGAUUAUCGCUGCACGCUGCCGGACAGUGCUAGCAGAAUACAACAUGUCCUGUGAUGAUACGGGGAAACUUAUCCUAAAACCACGGCCUCACAUCCAGUAGCUGAUAUGGAGCUGAAUUUCCCCCCCCAAUCCGGUUUUGUUUGAAGAAUAUAACUGCUACCUUUUUAAACACCCCUCCCACACACACACUUUUACUUUACACCAUACAUUAAGUGUCUGUACUUCUAAUCCUGUUCUUUUAUUGUGUACCCCGUGGGAACUGUUUGCUAUUUUCAGCAAAUGGCUUAACACAGUAAUUUAUGAAAACACACAGAUCUCUUAGAGAACUUUAUACAUCUGAAAGAGACUCUGUUAGAAUCAGGAGGUUUUGUACCAUAAAUGUCAUUGCGUAACUAUAACUACAUCUUUACAGAGAAGAGUCUUUUAAAUUGUAGAUACGAUUCCCUGAAUUUGAUUUUAUGCAUGUAUACAUUAUUUAAAACCAGACGUGCUGCUUUGUUUUCUAUAUUUGUAGGUUUUGAAAUUAUCUUUCUGAUAUCAAGAAUAAAACGGCGUCCUUUUUGUGAUCAUGUCGUAUACGUCGAGUCGGAGUGAGUUCAUGUCUUACAGCUCUGUGGAUUUUGUAAAAACUCCUACAGUAUUAAAUAUUCAGUGCAAAAUUGUAGCAUCUAAUCAGCUACUUCCAAUUUUCCAAGAUUCUUAUUAAAUUAUUAAUGAA
Messenger RNA from Neoarius graeffei (lesser salmon catfish), 1047 nucleotides. RefSeq names its product CTD nuclear envelope phosphatase 1 regulatory subunit 1 (gene cnep1r1). Gene Ontology annotation, cellular component: Nem1-Spo7 phosphatase complex; cytoplasm. NCBI's taxonomy places the organism in Eukaryota, Metazoa, Chordata, Actinopteri, Siluriformes, Ariidae. The transcript is spliced from 6 exons. Bases 52 to 429 code for a protein of 125 amino acids. The record is from RefSeq and is a predicted model, not a curated record.